UCUCUCUCUCUCUCUCUCUCUCUAGUCUGUACAAACUUAUCACCUAAAAAGAAAAAAGAAAAACUUAUUUUUGGCCUCUCUCUCUAUCUAUGCGACACUGAGAGCGCAGAUACAGAAGAGAGAGAUUUUAUAUGUGUUAAAUGGUAAGGAUAAUACCUAUGGCAUCCUCAAUUCGGCCUUCUCUCUCCUCGUUUAGACUCUGUAAUAGCACUGGUCCUCUCUCGUCUUCUUCUUCUUCUUCUUCUUCUUCUUCUGUUUCUGUGUUUCCUUGUAGCUCUUCUUCUCGCAGAUUCACUUAUCUAGGCAGCGCUGUUCCACAAUCACACUUCUUUGGCUUGAAAGCUACUUCUAAACCUUGGAGAGGAGAAAUUAGUACUAGUAGUAGUGGCCUUGGGGUGGCUGCAACUGGAAAUAUGGCACAAGCAAGCACGUUUGCUUCCCAAGAGAGUGCUCUAGAAUGGGCCAAAAGCGACAAACGAAGAAUGCUGCAUGUUGUUUAUCGUGUUGGAGAUUUGGACAGGACCAUAAAAUUUUACACUGAGUGCUUGGGAAUGAAGCUUCUGAGGAAACGUGAUAUACCAGAGGAGAGAUAUACAAAUGCCUUUCUUGGAUAUGGACCAGAAGAUUCCCAUUUUGUCAUAGAACUCACUUACAAUUAUGGAGUUGACAAGUAUGAUAUUGGAACUGCAUUUGGACAUUUUGGAAUUGCAGUUGAGGAUGUUGCCAAGACUGUGGAGCUCAUAAAGGCUAAGGGUGGCAAAGUAACUAGAGAUCCUGCGCCUGUUAAAGGUGGCAAGACAGUGAUUGCGUUUAUUGAAGAUCCGGACGGUUAUAAGUUUGAACUUUUAGAAAGGGGACCAACACCUGAGCCCCUUUGUCAAGUCAUGCUUCGUGUUGGUGAUCUUGAUCGUUCUAUCAAUUUUUAUGAGAAGGCUUUUGGCAUGGAGCUUCUUCGCAAACGCGAUAAUCCAGAAUAUAAGUAUACAAUAGCAAUGAUGGGUUAUGGUCCUGAAGAUAAAAAUGCUGUGUUAGAGUUGACAUACAACUAUGGAGUCACUGAAUAUGACAAAGGAAAUGCUUAUGCUCAGAUUGCAAUAGGCACGGACGAUGUCUAUAAAACUGCAGAAGGAAUCAAAUUGUUUGGUGGAAAGAUUACUCGGGAACCAGGACCAUUACCUGGCAUCAACACUAAGAUAACUGCAUGCUUAGAUCCUGAUGGUUGGAAGUCGGUUUUCGUAGACAAUAUUGAUUUUCUCAAGGAAUUGGAGUGAGCUUUUAGAGGAUCAUCAAUAGUAAAACAUCCAGUUGUAGAUUUAGAAGCUUGGGCCAAAAUGGUUGUGGAAAUUUAUCACCUGUGAGAUUACGAUUUGAAAUCCCAUUUUGUAGAUAAAAUUAUACUCUUUUCACAAUGACCAUAUCAAUAAACAUCUAGGCGGGAGAUUUGCAGCAAUGAAGAGAUGUUAAUAUAUUUGUUGAA
Ricinus communis (castor bean) is the source of this 1477-nucleotide messenger RNA. RefSeq names its product probable lactoylglutathione lyase, chloroplastic. Gene Ontology annotation, molecular function: metal ion binding; lactoylglutathione lyase activity. Gene Ontology annotation, cellular component: cytoplasm. The transcript has 9 exons. The record is from RefSeq and is a predicted model, not a curated record. Bases 141 to 1271 code for a protein of 376 amino acids. NCBI's taxonomy places the organism in Eukaryota, Viridiplantae, Streptophyta, Magnoliopsida, Malpighiales, Euphorbiaceae.